Molecule: messenger RNA, 6003 nt
Organism: Oncorhynchus masou masou (cherry salmon)
Lineage: Eukaryota; Metazoa; Chordata; Actinopteri; Salmoniformes; Salmonidae
Product: multiple epidermal growth factor-like domains protein 9
Exons: 6
Coding region: 1136-2902 (588 amino acids)
Biological process (GO): tissue development; animal organ morphogenesis
Source: RefSeq, a predicted model, not a curated record
UGUACACCGUUUAAGAUGUGACCAAAAAAAUAACAAGGGAAACAACAUGGGGGAAAUUAUCAAAUAUAAUGCUGUGACCUCAUUCCCUCCCCUGUGACAUGUGCACUCUCCAUUCUUCAUCAUUGAUCUUAAACUAUGAUGGAUUGGUGUAUAAAACUUGACUAUGAUCUUACCCAGAAACCGUUUGUCACUACUCCUAAGUUGGGCUUUGCAUGGUCAAUCAAGGCUAAAUGCCUGUCUUCUGUCUAUGAGCCAUACAGCAUUUACUGCGUUAAGGCCUCUGCAAAAGUCAAGGCAUUUAUACUUCUUGCCUUUGCAUAGCAGAGCUGUUGUCAAGGAUGUGAGUUUGUGUUUAUACUGGACCUCCCGCCUCCACCUACCGUCAACCAAUCAUGUCAAUGCAGAGCUAUAUGGAGCCCUCCGCGUUGUUACAGUAUUUCGGCAGCGCACAACGAUGCAGUACGGAGUUCAAUUUUGCCUCUGCCAGCUUCUGGAGGCUCCGCAAUUGCCUCACAUCCUCCAUACGGCGCCUUCGACCACACUUUCCAAUCAAGCAUAAAUGGACUUUUAGGUGAAAUAUUUCCCAUAUAGAGUUUAGGUAGGAGUAUGUUCUGACCUUUGGUUUCGCUGAGUCGCCACCAGAUGGUGCUCUAGGUUCGCGUGUAAUGAACACUUCAAGUCAACUAUAUGUCAUGGAGUCAAUCAUGAAUAGGCUUUUAAUCUAUUUUGGCAAACUAAAUUUAUUCUUUACUAAAUCAACCAAAACCCGCGUUAUUUAUUCAUGUGAAUUGAUUAAUUACCAUGUUUUGCAGCAAAAAAAAACUGUUCGCAGUCUCUCUAGGCCAGAGUAGACCACCCUGUGUUUAAAAAAUAAAAAUUGGGGAAACGUCUAGCUCGGCAUGUAAUAAAUUAGAGACAUCUAAAAUGUACAACUCUUAACAGGGCUCUUUGCAUUGGUUGGAGCGCUUGUCAAUCAUAUUGCCCAUUGUCUCGUUGGUGCGACGGAUAGUAGAACUCGAGCUGGUUGUAAAGCGCGAGAAAGCAGUUGUGGCAGCAGAACCAGUGAUGGGUGCACUGAUCUCAAGUGCUGUUUAGUUGGAAUUGUUCAAACUUUUACGUGGGGAGUUUAAAUAACAUGAAGUGUGAACUUGGAACUAUGUUAAGGUCAACGAUGUUGGAAUUACUUUUGUUUUCAUUGACAGCUGGGUUAUAUCGUGCUGCACCGCGCGCCUCCAACAACAAUGAACUGUCUGUAUCAAAGCAACCUGCCAUGUCCGAAAUCACACUCGGGCAGCUCGGCACUACCAUGCCAAAUUAUUUACCCGAGGACAAUGUGAGGUUGUCCACAAUUUCAGCGCUCUCCCCAGUUUCUACCGCGACCACAUCGGCAAACAGGAUUACAGGUAAAACCACUAAAUCUUCCCAAACAAACAAGUUGACCCGAACAGCAAAGACCACCAUAAGUGAGUCCAUAUCGGAGUCCUCAGUAAAAAACAAUGAUGGUACAGCUGACAUAACGCCGAUAAUUUACACAGGAAUAUUUCGAAAUACAACACCAACUGCUUCGACAAUUUCUCCAUCGAGGACUCCCGAAACAAAGACCCAUUCUUCGUCCACCUCGCAGCCUUUACCUGUCCCCACCACUGACACGCAACAAACUGAGUUCCUGUGUAACUGUAGCAGCGAGGGAUCUCUGGAUCUAGACCGCUGCGACCGCAGCACAGGACAGUGUGUCUGCCUGUUGGGCUACAUGGGACUGCGGUGUGCUGACUGCCAGGAGGCCCACUUCAACAACGGCACCACCGGCUGCAUCCCCUGUAGCUGCGACUCCUACGGUGCUCUUGGACCCCUCUGCGACAGCUCUGGGAUGUGCGUGUGUAAGACAGGCGUAUACGGUGACAAGUGUGACGAUUGCCACCCAGGUUUCUUCCGGUUCAGCAGCACGGGUUGCCAGCCAUGCCAGUGCAAUAAUCACUCCAGCUACUGCCACCCACAAUCAGGCAUCUGCUUGAACUGCCAAGGGAACACCAAAGGACCCGGCUGUGAGGAAUGCAAGUAUAAUUUCUACCGGAGGCCCAGCGCUGCCCUUACUGAAGUCUGCGUCCCCUGCCCCUGCUCCAGCGUCACCUCUUCUGGCAGCUGCCACCUUGACCCCGGAGGACAAUCUGUGUGUGACCAGUGUAAGCCAGAGUACCAGGGGCCCCACUGUGACCAGUGCAGGGGUGGCUUCUACAAUGCGGACAGCAUCUGCCUUCCUUGCAACUGCAGCGGGAACGCCGACCCCGGGAUCUCGCCCCGCAUCUGCAACCCUGAGACGGGUCACUGCCUGAGCUGCGUCAACAACACGUCGGGGAAACACUGCGAGCGCUGUGCUGAAGGAUACGUAGGUAGUGCCAUCAUCCACAGCUGCAAAGCUAUAGUCACUCCCACCCCUGAGCAGAACACGACAACAACCACCACCACCCUGACACUGCGCUCCACCACCACUACCCCCUCUAGUGGCCACACUAUGACUUCCACCUCUAACGCCACCACCACUCAGCUGACCACCACAGCCUCCAGCACCACACCAGGUCUCCUCGCCAACACCACGGCCGCCAUCUCCGAGGUCUCCUGGACCCAGUUCAAUGUCAUCGUCCUCGCGGUGAUCAUCGUGGCAGUGGUGGUGCUGAUGGGCGUGGCGGGCGGUGUCUAUACCUACCGCGAGUACCGCAACCGCAAGCUGAACGCUCCGUUCUGGACCAUCGAACUUAAAGAGGAUAACAUCAGCAUCAGCAGCUACCACGACAGCCUGCCUAACAUGGGGGACGUGUCGGGCCUGCUGGAGGAAGAGGCCAGCAUGGAGGUGGCGCCCAACGGCCAGCUGACGCUUAGCAGCCCCAUCAACAUGUACAAGGCGUGAUGUUGGGCCAUGGGCGGGGAUGCUUCUUCUUCUUCUUUGGUGUUUUAACGGCGGUGUGCAAGCUAAUGUUUAUUGGUGUUACCGCAGCCUUCUGGACUAGUGUGGUAAAGACGCAUCCUCCGGGAAACUGUAUUCUGUCCCAUCUCUACCACACCCACCAACCCCACCCGUGGUGGUCACACCCACCAUGGAACUCUGACUGGGGGAGGGAUGUCUCUGACUGGGAGAGGCAGGAAGGGGGGAGGAAGGUCUCUGACUGGGAGAGGUAAAGAUGGGGGGAGGUUUAUCAUCCAGUCCUCAGGAUUUUAAUAAUAAAUUAUCUGCUUGUUGCGGUUACUAAAAUGAGGAGGAGCUGGAAGGAUGGACUAACUACAGAAUCAGAAAUCAAGUGACUUCUGAGUCACCCAGACUGGGAGAAAACAACCUGAGUUUGAAUGGUUCAGAAGGGCCUGGGAGUUUGAAUGGUUCAGAAGGGCCUGGGAGUUUGAAUGGUUCAGAAGGGCCUGGGAGUUUGAAUGGUUCAGAAGGGCCUGGGAGUUUGAAUGGUUCAGAAGGGCCUGGGAGUUUGAAUGGUUCAGAAGGGCCUGGGAGUUUGAAUGGUUCAGAAGGGCCUGGGAGUUUGAAUGGUUCAGAAGGGCCUGGGAGUUUGAAUGGUUCAGAAGGGCCUGGGAGUUUGAAUGGUUCAGAAGGGCCUGGGAGUUUGAAUGGUUCAGAAGGGCCUGGGAGUUUGAAUGGUUCAGAAGGGCCUGGGAGUUUGAAUGGUUCAGAAGGGCCUGGGAGUUUGAAUGGUUCAGAAGGGCCUGGGAGUUUGAAUGGUUCAGAAGGGCCUGGGAGUUUGAAUGGUUCAGAAGGGCCUAGGAGUUUGAAUGGUUCAGAAGGGCCUGGGAGUUUGAAUGGUUCAGAAGGGCCUGGGAGUUUGAAUGGUUCAGAAGGGCCUGGGAGUUUGAAUGGUUCAGAAGGGCUUGGCAGUCUUUGUGCCCUUCAUGAUUCAACCUUUAAGCCACAGGGAACCACAUUGACCUAAGAAGAGAGUGAAGGUGAGCAUGUGGAGGUCCGUGAAGGCUGAGUGUCCAGCCAGGCCUAUGAAACCAGUUAACUGAAGCCCACUCUGAAACGCUGCAUCACACAAUCAAAAACAUACUGAAUAUUGACAGUAUGUGCACCUCUUCAAAUACACAUCCUCAAACACUAUGUUUGCACAUAGAGUACUGCACACACAUGCACAAGCACUAAAUAAAACACAUACACACAAAAUAAAGAGAGCGUGUAUUGUCCUGGUUGGUUUUAAUGGAGGAUAACUUGCUUCAAAAUUGUUUAUUUACAUUGUGUAAUGAGAGAGAAAAUGGACAAAGUUUUGCAACGAUUAUGAUUCAUACAACACUGCUGUGGGGCCAUUUUGGUAUGUUUUGACACUAAAAUGAAACGAUUGCAGGGUUCUGGUACACUGUUAAGUCUAGGGCAUCUAUUUCACUUGGAGAAAACAAGAGGCUCCACAUUUUAAACAAGUGUUUUUGUUUAUUUUAUUUGAUAAUUUAUUGCUUUCUGUUUUCCUCAAUAAGCUUUCUGCUAAUGUGUUGCACAGCCAGAUUUUAGCCAUGCAGAUGCCAGAAGGCCCAUUACAGAAAAUGUAUUGGUUUACAGCUGAAACUAAAGUUAAGGCAGGAGAAGUCAUUUUCAUGGUUUCUUAUUUUAUUCAUAAUAAUAAUAAUAAUGAACUGGAUUUGUGUAGCAAGUGCUCAAAUGGUUUUACUAUUAUCCACUACUUCCACCUGGAUGAUGACGCUCGAGUUCAGUAGGCAUGAAACAGAAGAAAAAGACUGAAACGUGGAGACACUAAUGAGACUUAUUUUCGUUUUCUGUUUCAAAACAUUUUACCACCCGUGUUACCUACUGAACAUGACCCAGCUGUCACAGUGGACAGAUGAGGAAGUGCAUCAUACUAAUUAAGAAUCAGGGGGGGAUUAUGUGGGCAUGAUUGUCUGAGGGCCUGACUGGGAAUUUAGCCAGGACAGCGGGGUUUAACAACACCCGUACUCUUGCUACUUUUUUGGAGCAUAGCUAGUAAACACUUAUGGAAAAGAAUGAAACCAUUUAGCGGUGAAUUCAAAAGCAUGCGAAAAUAGGGAGGGCAGAGCUCUUUCCCAAUUAUUUUGAAUGCAACGCAAACUAGUCUGAAUUAUGAGAUUUGGGAGAACUAUUGUCACCAUACCGGGUUUCUUUGAAAUUGUAGUUACCUAACAAUUCCCACGUGCAUCGAGUGUACAAAACAUUAGGAACACCUUCCUAAUAUUGAGUUGAACCCUCUUUAGCUCUCAGAACAGCCUCAUUUAUGUAGUGCAUAGACUCUACAAGGUGUCCAAAGUGUUCCACAGGGAUGCUGGCCCAUGUUGACUCCAAUGCUUUCCACAGUUAUGUCAAGUUGGCUGGUAGUGGAUCUCUGCUCUGAAUAGCUCGUUCCAUCUCAUCCCACAGAUCUUCAAUUGGAUUUAGAUCUGGUGACUAGACAGUCCACUGUUUGUGGAACCAUUCCUGGAUAAUCCUAGCCUUGUGGCAUGGGGCAUUUUCCUGCUGAAAAAAUCUAUUUGCAGAUGGAUACACUGCUGCCAUGAAGGGAUGCACUGGGAUGCACAGUGUAUAUCAAAUGUUUAGUUUCAGUUAUCAAUAAUGGUUCUUACCUUCCUUCAAGCUGCUCAACGGAUCUGAAGCUCUGAACCCCCCCCCCCCCAUUUCCCUGCAAUACAUUUCUCCCCAUCUUUCCACCUAGAGAUCUCGUGCUCUUACUCCCUCAGGUACUGUCCUGCUCAUUGUAAAUAUGAACAUGAUGUACAGAUUUGUUGUAAAUAAGAAGCUACUAUUGUAGAUAGGAGGGUGAAUUCUUUUCAGGAUUGGGAAAUUCUGGGCCUCUUCUCUGGGUUGUUUUGACAUCCAGGCAUAUUAGGGAUUCUCAACUCUGAUCUCUUCCCAUUGAAACGACAUACCAACCAUAAUUCUUCCAUAGAAGCAUAGGUGCUGAGAUUUACCAGAUGCCUUUUCUGUCCGAUACACCUUGUACAUACCACAGCUAAUGUAACCUACCAAAAUUAAACUCUGUUUUUGUUUAA